AUGGCGGGGAAAACUGGAGAACAUGCCUAUGUUGGAAUAGCUUCAGGGGAAGCAGGAGAGGAAACUAUUGAUACGAUGGAGAUUGAAGUGUCGUCUGCUAAAGAUGUUCGACAGAAGACAAUGCCUCACACCCCUCUCAAAAGUCCUGGGCCCAAACGAGUGAAAGCAGUACAGGAAAAGGAUGAGAUUUCCACUAGCGUUCUGUACGCCGCCAUCCAAAGCCUCAGUCGUAAGUUUGACGAGAAUUCGGAAUACAUUCGUGCCUUUGAAUUCCAACUGAAAGAGAACACUGAUGCAACUGUCAAAAUUUCUGAGUCUCUGGAUGCCAAUACGAUGGCGUUGAAAGGCGUUAAGGAGGAUGUGGAUAAUUUGAAAUCACAGAUCGUCCCUCACUCUCCUGAACAACUGCAGAAUACUGUGGACACAGUUCAUCGCCUUGGCAAAAAAGUGAAGGGCGCAAGACCGCGGCAAAUCAUCAUUCAAUUUGGCAUGAGAAUUGUACGUGACAUGGUUUGGAGGAUGUCGAAAAAUGCACCGGUCUGCAUGGAGAGAAAAAUCCGCUUUAGAGAGGAUUUCUGUAAGGACGACAGGGAGGCUCAUGUUCGUCUAUGGCCUAAAGUUGAGGAGGCAAGAAAGAAAAACGUGAAAGCAUACCUUCGCGACGGAUAUGCAGUGAUUAACGGGGUUUCUGGUGCUGGUUGGGGUGUAAGUUACAGUCCUUCACACAUCUGUGCACUAAAAAACUCAUCAGUGAUAAUGAGCUGCACUUAUACAUACCCUACUGGACAUCAGAUCAUGAAAGUGUUCUGGACCAAAACAAAUGUUAGAGAGAAAGAAGAAGAGUUUCCAGAUCUGUCUGAGGAUCCUGAAUACAGUCAGAGGCUUCAGUAUCUGGGAGACAAACAGCAGAACUGCACCAUCAGACUGAGUCAUGUGACACAGAAAGAUGAACACAUGUACUGUUUCAGAUUCAUCACUGAUAAACCUGAUCAAAAAUGGAUUGGUAAUCCAGGAGUGAAUCUUACUGUCACAGACCGACCAAAAAGUGUCUCAGUGUCCAUCAGUCCAUCUGGUGAAAUAGUGGAGGGAGAUUCAGUGACUCUGAGCUGCAGCAGUGAUUCAAACCCUCCUGCAGAAAUCAGCUGGUUUAAAAAAAGAAAGUUUGUAGGAUCUGGAAGAAUCUACAGCAUCUCAAACAUCAGCUCUGAUCACAGUGGAGAAUACAAGUGCAAGUCCAUCAAUGAACAUGGAGAGAAAUACUCUGCUGCUGUGACUUUAAACGUCAUGUAUCCUCCAAAUAAUGUCUCCGUGUCCAUAAAUGGAUCUGGUGAAAUAGUGGAGGGAGAUUCAGUGACUCUGAGCUGCAGCAGUGAUUCAAACCCUCCUGCUCUGAACUUCAGCUGGUUUAAGGAGAAUCAAAGCUCAGCUGUUGGAUCUGGACAGAGUUUCAGUGCACUACAGAGUGGACGCUUCUACUGUGAGGCUCACAAUCAACAUGGAUCUCAGAGAUCAGACGCUGUUACUGUCACAGUUCAUCCUGGUGCUGAUAGGAACGUGAUUGUGAUCGCAGCAACAUCUGGAGGAUUAUUCAUCAUCAUCAUCUUCAUCCUGUUUAUAAUGUGA
Sinocyclocheilus rhinocerous is the source of this 1623-nucleotide messenger RNA. RefSeq names its product nectin-1-like. Bases 1 to 1623 code for a protein of 540 amino acids. NCBI's taxonomy places the organism in Eukaryota, Metazoa, Chordata, Actinopteri, Cypriniformes, Cyprinidae. The record is from RefSeq and is a predicted model, not a curated record. The transcript is spliced from 6 exons.